This is a messenger RNA of Carassius auratus (goldfish), 2521 nucleotides long. RefSeq names its product BTB/POZ domain-containing protein KCTD1. The record is from RefSeq and is a predicted model, not a curated record. Gene Ontology annotation, cellular component: nucleus. Gene Ontology annotation, biological process: protein homooligomerization; negative regulation of DNA-templated transcription. Gene Ontology annotation, molecular function: transcription factor binding; transcription corepressor activity. The transcript is spliced from 5 exons. Bases 71 to 2383 code for a protein of 770 amino acids. Lineage: Eukaryota; Metazoa; Chordata; Actinopteri; Cypriniformes; Cyprinidae.
ACUCUCAGCUCUGCGGUCCAAUAUAGCGCAUGCGCAGUGCCUCGGGACUCAUACACUGUCAGACUGCAAUAUGGCGAGAAUGCCUGGCAGCGGGGACCACUGCUGUAAAGAUGAUGAACCGGACCCGAUGGCGGGGGAACGGGAGAGAGAUGGAGGCUCGGACGAGGAAGAGGAGGAAGAGAUUCAGGAGAUCCAGAUCACAGGGGAAGAGGGAGAAGUGUCAGAAGAAGAAGCCGAGUUAGAGUGGGAGGAGUGCGGGGAGCCCGACAGCUGCGCUGCUGCCGUGGAAACGGGGGAAGCGGUCCUUAUGCGGAAUACGGACCAGCUCGAGUCUGCGGCGGGGGACCCGCUUUUCGCCGCUUUGGACUCGGGACUCGAGGGAGACAUGCACCGCUCCAGGCUCAGCGAGAACACGCGCCUGGCAACCCGGUACGCAGUGCGAAUCUUCCGGGAAUACCUGACGGAGAGGGCGCAAAGUACGGACUUUGAGAGCAUGGACAAGCACGCGCUCUGCAAAGUGCUGCGCUCGUUCUACUCGGAGGCGCGCUCCAAAAGCGGACAGCUGUACAGCAAGUCCUCCCUCAUCAGCAUCCGGAGCUCGCUCAACCGCUACCUGAACGAGCCCCCCUUCUGCCGCACGCUGGACCUCACCAAGGACCCCGAGCUGCGCAACGCCAACCUCGCGCUCGCCGCGGUCAUACGCAAGCUGGAGGAGCAGGGCGCCGGUCCCGUGGUGCAGAAGCAAGCCAUCACGCGCUCCGACCUGAGAAAACUCUACAACUCGGCCGUGUUCAGCGCCAGCUCGCCGUUCGGGCUGCUCAACAAAGUCUGGUUCGAGACUUGCAUGUACUUCUGCACGCGGGGGCGGGAGAACCAGCGCGAGCUCGAGGAGGACUCUUUCGGGCUGGCCGUGGACGAGGACGGACGCAAGUUCGUGUACUUCAAAGCGCUCGGGCCGUACCACAAGUCUCGUUCCGCCUCCUGGACGAAAAAAAGAUCGGACACGGACGAUGACAACCUUCCCCGGAUGUACGAGACCGCCACGGAGUUCUGUCCCUACGCGAGCUUCGUGAAGUACCUCUCGAAGCGCAAUCCUCUCUGCAAGGCUUUCUUCCAGCGCCCGCGGGAUCACUGCAGCGAGACCGACACGACGUGGUACGAGAAUAAAGCCAUCGGUAAGAACCUGCUGGGCACGAGGAUGCAGAUGCUGUCGCGUGCCGCCAAACUGUCAAAGACCUACACCAACCACUGCAUCGGCGCCGUCUCCAUAGCGACGCUCAACGGCAUUGCGGGCAUCGGGUCAAAGUUAGCGCCUCUCCACGUCUCCCCGGAAACGGACAACGGAGGAGUGCGACUUCAGCACGUGCUGCGCUGCGAGGACGAGGCCGAGCUCAAACCGCAGAAGGUGAUCAAACGCCCGCGGGCGCUCGUCUAUCCAGUAAGCGUUUCGGGACCGGGGGCAUCGCCGAAAAGACUCUGUGCGCGCGCAGAAUGCGCGGACACUCCGACUGUCACCGCGCUAGUCUCCGCUCAUUGCGAAGCCAACGGAGAGAGUCCUCGUGUGCUCCCCUCACAGGAGAAUCGCAGUAACAGUGUGGGCAUGUCGACUCGGCCGAUCUUGGCACAUUCGCCGGUCUCCCCGCUGGGUACAGCUGGCAUCCCUACACCUGCACAGCUCACGAAGACCAAUGCACCGGUCCACAUUGAUGUAGGGGGUCACAUGUACACCAGCAGCCUGGCCACAUUAACCAAAUACCCAGAGUCCAGGAUUGGUCGUUUGUUUGAUGGCACGGAGCCCAUUGUAUUGGACAGCCUGAAGCAACAUUAUUUUAUAGAUCGCGAUGGACACAUGUUCCGCUACAUAUUAAACUUCCUCAGGACCUCAAAACUGCUCAUUCCAGAUGACUUUAAGGACUACUCUCUGCUGUACGAGGAGGCCCGAUAUUUCCAGCUGCAGCCUCUGCAGGCUGAGCUGGAGCGCUGGCGGUCGGAGCAGGACUCUAGGUACACAUCACGCAUGUGUGAGUGUGUGGUAGUGCGCGUGGCCCCCGAGCUGGGAGAGAGGAUAACACUCAGCGGUGACAAAGCCCUAAUCGAGGACAUCUUUCCAGAGAUAGGAGACGUCAUGUGCAACUCUGUCAACGCAGGCUGGAACCACGAUUCCACUCACGUCAUACGCUUCCCUCUAAACGGAUACUGCCACCUCAACUCUGUACAGGUUCUGGAGCGACUGCAGCAAAGAGGUUUUGAGAUUGCUGCUUCUUGUGGAGGUGGUGUGGACUCAACCCAGUUCAGUGAGUACGUUCUGAGGAGAGAGAUCAAAAGAAGUCACCGUGGGGUCACGACCUCCGUCAUUCGAAUCAAACAGGAACCGCUGGAUUAGCUGCCCGCUCUCACAAACAACAAACUGGAUGUGGUAUUUUUAACUGAUUAUAAAGGGAUGUUUUGAUUUAUGUUGUAAUCCUCUGAGACUUUUUUUUCAUUGGUACUGUCCCUAAAUAAACUGUUUCAAAUAAGGAAA